AAAAAGUGAAUUUCAAUUUUUAAAUUUAAAAAUUUUCCCGGCAAUGUCAUUUUUCAAUGCGCAUGCGCGCAAUCAGCUGAUUUAACGUUUACAAAUAUGUCAAACAAAGAAAUAUGGUUAAAGUUUAGGAAAAUUAAUGGGUAGUUGACAUGCAUAACGUAGAAAUAGAAGAUUUUUACCACCACGACUUCACCACAGCUUCCGAGUGGGAAGUAUUUAUCGCCCGUCUGGAAGAAAUAAUUCACGAGUGGAAACUUCCUCACUCAAAACUCGAACCAGCCUUGAAAUCUGGAGACUUUGUCAAUUUAACUUGGGAAGUCAAGUCCGAAGAAUUGAAUUUCGCAAAUUACCCCUUUUUGUUCAAGCAUUUUAAGCUCAAAACAAGUGAUUCUACUGAUAAGAUCGACUCAGAGACUUCUGACGAGGAUUCUAGCACUCAAAGUCACAUUGAUGUUCUCAAUAUCGCCAAUGACUUUGCACGUGUCGAUCAAGAUUAUCUGGAGAUAGCCCGAUAUUAUGGAAUACGUGAGUUUGUGCUUUUGACUCCAGCGAAAAAAAUUUCUAUCUCUGAUGAAACGAGGAUUAAAAUCCUUGUCAGUUCGUUGACAAUCGCAUCCACCAAUUCUAACAGUGAAGUUCCAGCUUUAGUUCAAGUACAAGAACCAUGGCAAAAAUAUUAUUUGGGUGUCAGUGUUGGCAAGGGAACAAUUACUCACCUGGAUAUGGUUCAUUUAAAAAAAACUCCACCACAUUGUCGUCAUCUUACUGGAUUAUUGGCGUUAUUUAAGCAAAAGAUAGGUGAAGGUUCUGGAGUGAGAUUAGAUCCAGUGAUGGUAUCUAUUCGGUUUACAUACUUGCUCAAAGACUGGUUAACGGAGCCGCAUUUUGAUUUCAUGAAAGGAAAACCAGUGACUAAUAACGAGCUUGGUAAGCUUCCUUUUGGAGCUGAAGUAGAUCCAGUGUCAGAACUUCAAGUUUACGCUACAUGGCCUCAAAUGUCUGAGAAUAUCGUGGUAGACAGCGAAAGUUUUACGGAUUUGGAGCCUCAAUUAGCCACGGAAUGGUCGGCGAGAGUGAAAAUGGUCGCUACACCGCCUAGCUUGCUUGAAGAGCACCUGAAAGGUUUUUUAAACCUCUGCAAUAACCAGAAAUUGCUGGUCGACAUACUGGGAGACGCGUAUGUCGACAACGACCAAAUGUUGAGCUCGGCAUUCAAUAUUGUCACGGAGUCAAAAAUUCCUACGAUAUCCAAAGUCAUGAGUCGCGCGUCUUCUAAAAAGAGUAACAAAAAUGACGGACCCAUUCCUGAUGACACUUUGAUGCUGAUUCUGUACUAUUUAUUCCCUGACGCGGACGAACAAUCGAAAGCAAUGUAUGAUGAGAUUGGGUCGAAUAUUGAUGAAGAUUUAUGGAAAGGCAUCAAAACGUGUGCCCUGGACUCUCUGGUUUGGAGACUUGCGAUUGUAACUGCUCAUUGCAGACAAAAUCUCGGAGGUAUUCAAGCCGUAGCUCAAAUUUGGCACGAGUUUGUUCAAGAAAUGCGGUAUCGAUGGGACGAGAGUAUUCUCAUUCCUGGCGUGGGAACUGGGUUUCCGGACUCUGUACGAACGUGUUUGCUACACCAGAAAUUGCAGAUGAUUAACUGCUGCAUCGAGCGAAAAAAGCGCCGCAACGAGUUCGACUUAAAGCCGCUAAAUAUUGUCGACCAUUUUGACUCCGCAGAAGAAGAAUCAGAGGAAGAAUUUUUCGAGUGCGAAGAAGAAGCUUCGGUCCAAGAAGUGCAAGUUCACCGAAAAACUAAGCACUUACUGUGGAACAAACCAACAGGUCGCCUGUCGAAGCAUCCGUCUUUGAAGUUGCUGAAAACUGGGGACGCUUUGUAUUUGCCGGUGACCCAGGACCCGGUCCCCAAGACCGAGGACCAGCUGGAGGAGGACGCGCAGCUGAUGAUGCAGCUAGGAACUGACAAACAAGGCUCUGAAAUGCGUGCCAGGCUGAUGAGCGCUUCACUUUUGUCGGACAUGGAGUCCUUCAAGGCAGCUAAUCCCGGAUCGGAACUCGAAGAUUUCAUACGCUGGUACUCGCCGAGAGACUGGAUCGAGGAGGAAGGUACCGAUCAAUGGGGACAGAUUAAUGGACAUUUAUCGCCGCGAAUGAAGAUUCCGAAUAACCCGUGGGCGACCACCUGGAACUCGGCCCAACCUGUACCAGCUCAUCGCCAAAAGCGACUUUUUGAUGACACCAAGGAAGCUGAGAAGACUAUCCAGUUUUUAGCGUGCAGGCGCAUUGGGGAAAUUUGCCAACUCCUGAUGCCUGUGCUAGCUCAUGCGGCUCUACAAGCACUUGCUCAACAUAAGCAACAGGCAAUUGCUAAAUUACCGGACAUAAUUAACGGAAUUACUACAAAGUUACAACGCGCCACCAAGUCUUUUCAUCUACAGACUCAUAUUUAUGAUGACAUCAUCGAUGAAAUAUCUACAAUAAAGGCCCUUUUGACGCAGUACAAUUCACUGAACAAUAAAUUCCCGGGAGAAAAUGAAGAAACAACAGCUUUCAUUAUAAAUCUAAUGGAAGGAAAAGAAGUUUCAAUUUCUGGUGGCGCGCGAAGUCUUCCAGGAUUGAGAAUAACAGAAAUGUUUCGUAAUAGCCAAAAAGCUACUUAUAUGGUGGACAUUCCAAGCAGCGGUUCCGGUAGGACUGGAGCUGGAAAUGAAAAGCAAAAGACGUUCCCCGAGCCCUCGUCCAAGGAAUUUAUCCUUCGAGGAGUGACACCCCGGCCUUCUCCGACCUCAGCACCGCAACCUCAGCGGCUGUAUGUCAAUCUUAAGAGAGAAUCCAUCAGACUCGCGGGAUUUUUCUCUGAAGAUACAACCUUUUUAUAAAUAGUUAUUAGUCAUUAUUGAUGGGCAUAAGUGUUGGAUAUCACGAUGUCCAAAUGCACGGAAAAAAAGAGAUUUAACUGGUUUCCAUGUUGGACGGAACCUAGUUCCAUCUAUAGUGAAAAAAAUUUACAAAUGGUUACUACUUCAAUGUAGACUGUAGUAGGUACAGUUUUCGUUUAUUUCAGUUCAAUCCGAGAUGGGGCUCAGAGCCAUCUGAGAUUUAUUUGUCUCAGAUGGUUGUCAGUACCACGCGCAUGCUCAUCAGUCCCAUCUUACAUAGAAGUGGCUUCCAUUUGGAAUUUAACUAGAAUCUAUCUGCAGAUAGUACCUAUUUUUACAUUAUCAUUUUCA
Molecule: messenger RNA, 3233 nt
Organism: Cotesia glomerata
Lineage: Eukaryota; Metazoa; Arthropoda; Insecta; Hymenoptera; Braconidae
Gene: Rab3GAP1
Product: rab3 GTPase-activating protein catalytic subunit
Exons: 12
Coding region: 150-2882 (910 amino acids)
Biological process (GO): positive regulation of GTPase activity
Molecular function (GO): GTPase activator activity
Source: RefSeq, a predicted model, not a curated record